UCAAGCAACAUCAGUGAGAAUAUGCGUUGCAAAAUAAUCGACGAUCCUGGUUCUGGUCACAAACCAGUCAUUGCUAGUAUUACCAUCGGCAGCAAAAGCAUGACAAGGAAAGUGCCAACUAAGCUAUCAUGGAACUUCAAGAAGGCUGACUGGCCUAGAUUCAUGAACCUUUUAAAAAAUGAACAUCAUACAAUUCCCUUCAACUUCAACCAACAUCCUGGCAAACUUUGCCACGAUAUCAUGAAUACGCCCGUCGCAACGGAGCUGAUCAGACUGGAAGAACGCAAGACGUACAAGCCUGGAUCUGAUCAGACUGGAAGAACGGAAGACGUACAAGCCUGGAGGCAAUCAGCUGUCCUAACGCAAGACGUACAAGCCUGGAGACGGCAAUCAGCUGUCCUAAGGAAAGCUAUCUAA
Messenger RNA from Rodentolepis nana, 417 nucleotides. The record is from the annotation of a GenBank genome assembly. NCBI's taxonomy places the organism in Eukaryota, Metazoa, Platyhelminthes, Cestoda, Cyclophyllidea, Hymenolepididae.